AUGGCAACCUUAGCCGGAGAACCAGCCUUCGUCGCCAAUGACACAGAGCCUUGUCACCCGGCUAAGCGGGUUAAACUCGACCCAGAGGCCUCUGAGACAGAUCGUGAGCGGCCAGAGGACACCGACGUGAGUGAGGACGAAAAUUGGGACUCAGAUCCGCCCACCUCGCCUGAAUACAAGAUUUAUAGUGGCAGUGAUGACAGCGACUCUUCUUCCUCGUCAUGCGUGCAGCAUGCGAAGAAAGCUUCCUUGCAUCCCUCGGCCAAGAACGGCUGCUCGCUGAAGUCCAAAGUCAAAAAGACCAGGAGGAGAAGGAAAUCAGACUCGGAUAGGUCAAUGUCUGAGCCAAGUGACCUCGACUACGAGAGCGAGGAAGAGUACUUUGUCCCAAGAGGAGAGCGCGAUGAUAUACUUAACAAUAGGCUGACCCGAGAAAGGGCAAGGCGCCUACUUGACGCAGUGGAACUCCCUCAAGGCCACGACCUAUCACCAGACGAACAGCAGACUGCCCAUCAACUUCUUACUCGUGGCUGCAUGCCAACAAUCCACAGACACUGGGAAAAAGAUUUCUCUACCCUUCCAGAGUCACUGUUCUUUUCUGAGGUAGAUGAUGAAACCAAGUUUAACGAAUCUAACUUUGUCCUUGGGAACGAUAACAGUUCCGAAUUUUAUGCGAUUCGUGCCUUUCAAGAGCUUUUAAAGAUAUGUGGCAAUGUCAGGGACUACUGCAACAUCCUUGAUAUCAGUCCUGAAAUCUAUAUCAAGAAAUCAAUAGAGAAAUACCUGCGCUGGGCAUUGAGCGACGCCGGUGUCAGAGUCAAGCCGGACACAACCCCUGUGUACGUUAUCUAUUGCAAGCGUGAUGACGAAAUAUCAAAAGAAGCCUUUGACAAAGUUGCCGCAACAUUAAAGAAGCUAUCCGAUACUUGGCAGAGUCAACUCGCCGCACCCCCCGGCGAAAAAUUCUGGCCGGCGUUGAUCGGGCUCGUCCUUUGCGGACCUGUUCUUUCUGUCAUCUCUCUGGACACCAAUCCCCAUCCGCAAACCCUAACACAUGGACUCAAGUUUCUUGGUCAUUUCGAUCUUGCAGAUUUUGAUAAUGAUGUCUGGAACACCCUAGCUGUCGCGAUCCUGGUCAUGCACAUCAAAAGGACCGUGGCCAAGCUUGCCAAAGCCUACGAUCACAAGUUUGUGGUCUCGAUCUUUGAUGAUCCUGCUAUAGAUUCUUUGGACCCCGAUCGUUGA
Molecule: messenger RNA, 1245 nt
Organism: Penicillium coprophilum
Lineage: Eukaryota; Fungi; Ascomycota; Eurotiomycetes; Eurotiales; Aspergillaceae
Exons: 2
Coding region: 1-1245 (414 amino acids)
Source: RefSeq, a predicted model, not a curated record